UGACAGAAGCCGAGCAGAGAACAGCAUCCGCUUUGAGCGCACGGACACACCGAUUACAUUCACGUAGAGAGGUUGAGGAAAAAGCCCUGCUAUUCGUCACAGUCUAGAAAUUGUAGAUAUUUUUCCUCUCCCCAUCCCCUCUACAAGCCAGGACUUGCUUACUUUGUCGUGUGACGUUUUGUGAAGAAGGGGACAGUGGGUUUUUUUUCUGCGCACAGGAAGUGUUUGCUAUGCACCCUGGCUCCAGCCCGACGCCAAAAACUUACAACCCGGUGCAGAAUUGAUUAAAACAGAUGGCUGUGCUUCACACAUCGCAAACGACUAGAUGUUACACUUACCCAAGUCAAAGGAGGGGAAUUUCACAAACGGAAACCUUUGUUUUCCUUUUAAUCUUACUGCCAUUUUUAAGGCAGAUAACUUGGGAAAUGCGCGCUGCUUGUAAAAAAUAAGGAAUAAGAGCUUUUUUUUUUUUUUAACUUUUUUUUUUUUUCUUGAAGUGCACUUCGCAGGGAGGGAGCAGACAUGAUUCGGUUGCUUUUUCUGGUCUCCAUCCUGGAUGGUGCGCUCUCUCAGCUCCGCUACUCCGUGGCAGAGGAGCAGGAGCCCGGGACCGUGGUUGGGAAUAUCGCGGAGGAUUUGGGGCUGGACAUGACCAAACUUUCCGCUCGCCGCUUCCAGACUGUGCCUAGUUCACGGACACCCUAUCUAGAAAUGAAUUUAGAAAACGGCGCGCUCGUGGUGAGGGAGAAAAUUGACCGAGAAGAAAUCUGCAAGCAGACCAUCCCGUGCCUAAUGCACUUGGAAGUGUUUUUGGAGAACCCGUUGGAACUCUUUCGCGUGGAGAUCGAAGUGCUGGACAUCAACGACAAUCCACCCAGUUUUCCCGAGCCGGACAUUUCGGUGGAGAUAUCCGAGAGCGCCAUCCCCGGGACGCGCUUCCCAGUGGAGAACGCCUUCGACCCGGACGUUGGCGCAAACGCUCUCAGCACAUACGCCAUCACCAAUAAUAACCAUUUUUACCUGGACGUGCAGACUCAAAGCGACGGGAACAAGUUCGCCGAGCUCGUGCUGGAGAAGCCUCUGGACAGGGAGCAGCAAGCGGUUCACCGCUACGUGCUCACCGCCGUGGACGGGGGAAACCCGCAGCGCACCGGGACCGCGCUCCUGGUGGUGAAAGUUCUCGACUCCAACGACAACGCGCCCACAUUCGACCAGUCCGUCUACACGGUGAACUUACGGGAAAACUCCCCCGUGGGCACCCAAGUCAUUCAGCUCAACGCCACUGACGUCGACGAGGGGCAAAACGGGGAAAUUAUUUAUUCAUUCAGCAACCACAAUACCCCGCGGAUUAAAGACUUAUUCAGCAUCGAUGCCAGGACGGGUAGGAUAGAGGUGGCGGGUGUGGUGGACUACGAGGAGAGCAACACGCACCAGAUUUACGUGCAAGCCAAAGAUUUGGGGGCGAACGCCGUGCCCGCUCAUUGCAAAGUGCUCGUGAAACUGCUGGACGCGAACGAUAACACUCCAGAGAUCGGCUUCAGCACUGUGACCGAGUCCGUGAGCGAGCAGGACGCCCCGGGCACAGUCAUCGCACUUUUCAGCGUCUCGGAUCGGGACUCGGGCGAGAACGGUUUAAUGAGCUGCGAGAUCCUGGGAGAUGUCCCUUUCAAGCUGAAGUCGUCUUUCAAAAACUACUACACUAUCGUGACGGACGGCCCGCUGGACCGAGAGACGACGGAGUCCUACACGAUCACAGUGGUGGCGAAAGAUAAGGGCCAGCCCGCUCUUGCCGCCAGCAAGUCCAUUAAAGUGCACGUCUCUGAUGACAAUGACAACGCGCCCCGUUUUACGCAGGUGCUUUAUGACGUGUAUGUGACUGAGAAUAAUGUGCCCGGGGCUUUCAUUCACGCUGUGAGCGCUUUAGACCCUGAUAUCGGCCAGAACGCUCUUAUUACUUACUCCAUAUUGGAGUGUGACAUCCAGGGCAUGUCUGUGGACACUUAUGUUUCCAUAAAUCAGGACACCGGUUACCUUUACGCACUGCGCUCUUUCGAUUAUGAGCAGCUCAAAGAGUUUAGCUUCAUGGUCCAGGCUAAGGACACAGGAACACCUGAGCUUUUCUCAAAUGCCACUGUGAAUGUUAUAAUAGUGGACCAAAAUGAUAACGCCCCAACUGUCAUAGCACCCAUUGGUAAAAACGGCACGGCGAAGGAGCCCCUGCCACGCACUGCUGAGCCUGGCUACCUUGUGACACGCAUCGUGGCCAUGGAUGCGGAUGAUGGCGAGAAUGCACGGCUGUCUUACAGCAUCUUGCGGGGCAACGAGAUGGGCAUGUUUCGUAUGGACUGGAGGACAGGCGAGCUGAGGACCGCCCGCCGGAUCGCUCUCAAGCGGGACUCUCAGGGCCAUUAUGACCUACUAAUAGAAGUGAGGGACCACGGACAGCCCCCCCUGUCAUCCUCGGCCAGUGUGAGUGUGAUAUUAGUGGACAGUGUGGUCGAAGGUCGCGGUGGGGAUCGUGGCUCCGCCUCGAAGGCAAAGGAAACCUCUCUUGACCUGACGCUCAUUCUGAUCAUAGCCCUCGGCUCCGUGUCCUUUAUCUUCCUCUUGGCUAUGAUUGUCUUGGCCGUGCGCUGCCAAAAGGACAAGAAACUCAACCUGUACACCUGCCUGUUGGCCGGUGACUGUUGCAUGUGUUGCAGCUCCUGCUGUAGCAGGCACGCUCGAGGCCGCAAGCAGAAGAAGCUCAGCAAGUCAGACAUCAUGUUGGUUCAGAGUACCAAUGUGACAUCAGGUGUUGGGCCUGUGGGGCAGGUGCCCGUGGAGGAGUCUGGAGUGGGGAGUGUGGGAGGGGGAUUUGGCUCCCACCACCACCAGAACCAGAACUCGUACUGCUACCAAGUGUGUCUGACACCAGAGUCUGCCAAAACUGAUCUGAUGUUCCUAAAACCAUGCAGUCCCUCCCGAAGCACUGAUACGGAUCACACCAACCCGUGUGGCGCCUUAGUUACUGGUUACAGCGACCAACAACCAGACAUCAUAUCCAACGGCAGCAUUCUUUCCAGUGAGAAUAAACAUCAACGCGCGGAACUCAGCUACCUGGUGGACAGACCAAGACGUGUUAACAGUUCGGCAUUCCAAGAAGCAGACAUCGUGAGCUCAAAAGACAGCGGUCACGGAGAUAGCGAACAAGGCGACAGUGACCAUGAUGCCACGAACCGGGGCCACUCUGCCAGUGCUGAUCUGUUCUCCAACUGCACAGAGGAGUGCAAGGCCCUGGGUCAUUCUGACCGCUGCUGGAUGCCAUCCUUUGUCCCAUCUGAUGCACGCCAGGGGCCAGACUACCGCAGCAACCUCCAUGUCCCCGGAAUGGACGCUACAUUGCCAGACACUGAGGUACCCUCGUCUGUCAACCUCUCCGACCAAGUCGCCUUGACAUCGUCCACCGCUUCGUCCAACGAUAGGUCAUUCUUCACCUUUGGCAAGGAUGGUCAAAGGUCACAGUCACACAACAACCUUCACCAUCACCUCCAUCCCCAACAGCAGCAGUACAGCUCCAGCACGCUAGAGAGGAAAGAGUAUGAUAGGGGGACCCUUCCGUACAAAUCCACUUUUUUCUCCCACAAGAGGAUUUGCUAGCUCAUUCCAUGUGGACCUGUCAGAGACAGCGUGAAGUUCAGUAAUAGACCACCAACACUGAUGAUAGAGACCUCAAACUAAGACUAAAUAAACAGAAACCUGGACAACAACAACUUUGGAUAAAUGCCAUUUUCUCGGGUGGCAAACUAUAACAAAGCCUCGGCUUUGGUUGCCAAAAAGAGGUGAGGAGAAUUAAAUACUGAGUAGCUGUCAAACUUUCAUUUUCUGAGGAGCAUUCCAAGGCCUUAUUCCUCUCAGCAGGACUGAGAUCUGGGCUUGAAACAGUCUUGAUCUUGUGGAGAUUUUAAAGUUAUCAGCAAAGGAAAGAGAAGUAGUGAAACAGGAAUACAAGAGAGCAUGAAGGACCUGUUCAUCCACAGAGGUGGUUUUGGACUCUAGAGAGCUGUGUGUGCCUGUUUACAUACAUAAAGCGUUAUCAACUUGGACCAAUGUCAUGUGGAGCCCUUUAGCUAUUUCUAUGGUAACCAGUGAGCCAACUGUACAGAAACUAUGUGGGUAUAUAUAAUGAGUGACAUACAAUGUGAAAUGUGUAUAGCAGGUGCUAUACAGGUACAGUAAUUGAUGGCACAGAAAAAAAGGACGCAGAGAACUGACUACAAAUUCUGUAUUUCUGUUUCUGACUGACUGUCUUAUGUAACUUUUUCAUUUCAGUUCUUUCUGUGUGGUUCACAUGUGGAGAAAUACAGUUGCAUACGUAUUACAACAUAUAGUUGCAAACAGUAACGUGGAGGGUCAGUCCUCUUCUGGAUGGCUUUUUACUACAGAAAACGAGAUGAAAGGUCAUGUUUAGUAUUACGAGAAUGUUCUAACUUUUGAACCAGUAAUGAUUAAUGAAAGUGAAGUGAUAAAUUACCAGGAUGCGAUUCUUUUAACGCCCUUGGCCUAUACAGAAACAAUCAGACAGAUUCAGUGGUUUUUAUCAUGCGUGAAGUGUUUACUGUGCUAUUUUAAAAAGCUUUUAAAUUAAUAUAUAUCUAUUCAUGUAAUAACUAUAU
Messenger RNA from Phyllopteryx taeniolatus (common seadragon), 4655 nucleotides. RefSeq names its product protocadherin 10a (gene pcdh10a). The transcript has 5 exons. The coding region runs from base 523 to 3639 and encodes 1038 amino acids. Gene Ontology annotation, biological process: homophilic cell-cell adhesion. The record is from RefSeq and is a predicted model, not a curated record. Gene Ontology annotation, cellular component: plasma membrane. Gene Ontology annotation, molecular function: calcium ion binding. Lineage: Eukaryota; Metazoa; Chordata; Actinopteri; Syngnathiformes; Syngnathidae.